This is a messenger RNA of Paramuricea clavata, 611 nucleotides long. The record is from the annotation of a GenBank genome assembly. NCBI's taxonomy places the organism in Eukaryota, Metazoa, Cnidaria, Anthozoa, Malacalcyonacea, Plexauridae.
GAAACACAAUGUUGUCGCCUGGCGGUCUUUUCAGUCAAGAUGGUCAGGAUUCAAGUCUGACCUUUUCUGACCAGACUUCUUAAUUUUAGAUGAAUUCGGAUAUUUUUCUGCUCUGAAAAACUGCUAUGGAAGACUCAGAACAGACCGAUGAAGCGGCUGAAAAUAAUGCUAUAGACGAAAUCAUAGUUCAAACGCACGAACAAGGAAGUCGAAGCGAAGCCUUCAGGGACUUGAGACCCAGACGAUCGAGUAUAUUGAAAAAAUCUAAUGAUCGUCCUGUCGCAAAAUCUGUAUCGUUCAGCUCGAUUCCUGGCGAAAAAAAGGUCACAAACGGUACGAAAUAUAGGCUGCUUUCUAGCCUGAAGUACACUUAGUUGAUAUUGGGUUUUGAUUGUUUUUUACCAGUAUUUUUGGAAGCCCAACUUAUUUGUUUUUAUUUCCUAGCUGCUGACUGUCUGCUAUUUAUGCAAGGUGGAAGCGAAUUACAUAAAGUCAGAUCGACAUCAAGGCAGUAUCUUCGGUUUUUCUACCUUGAUCAAGAUCUUGGCGCUUUACGAUGGAGCCCGUCGACAAAGAAACCAGAAAAAGCAAAAAGUAAGCUUAGGGUUUAA